UCCUAACCCGGCGAGACGAGGAGAGGGAGCCGGCAUGACGAGCGAGAGGAGCGCAGCGCUCAGCGCGGAGGACGAGGAAGACUCCGCUGCGGCGGGAUAUUACGACGACGAAGAUGACCUGGAGGCGUUUUCAGACGGCGAGCUGGGCUGUGAGGACGGAGUGUUGGGCUUCAGCGAUUCUCUGAAUGGAGAGGUCAAACCUCGAAUACUGUUGAUGGGCCUGAGGAGGAGUGGGAAGUCCUCCAUCCAGAAGGUGGUUUUCCAUAAGAUGUCGCCCAAUGAGACCCUGUUCCUGGAGAGCACCAACAAGAUCUGCAGAGAGGACGUUUCCAGCAGCUCCUUCGUCAGCUUCCAGAUCUGGGACUUCCCUGGCCAGAUCGACUUCUUCGACCCCACCUUUGACUAUGAAAUGAUCUUCAGAGGCACCGGAGCGCUGAUCUUUGUCAUCGACUCACAGGACGACUACGUGGAGGCUCUCAGUAGGCUGCACCUCACCGUGACCCGGGCCUACCAGGUCAACCCGGAGAUCAACUUCGAGGUGUUCAUCCACAAAGUGGACGGCCUGUCAGACGACCACAAGAUCGAGAAGCAGCGGGACAUUCACAAACGGGCCAACGACGACCUCGCAGACGCCGGCCUGGAGCGCAUCCACCUGAGCUUCUACUUAACCAGCAUAUACGAUCACUCCAUAUUCGAGGCUUUCAGUAAAGUGGUCCAGAAGCUUAUUCCACAGCUUCCCACGCUGGAAAACCUGCUCAACAUCUUCAUAUCUAACUCGGGCAUUGAGAAGGCCUUCCUGUUCGACGUGGUCAGUAAGAUUUACAUCGCCACGGACAGCAGUCCGGUGGACAUGCAGACAUACGAGCUGUGCUGUGACAUGAUCGAUGUGGUCAUUGACAUCUCCUGCAUCUACGGUCUGACGGACAGUGAAGCCGGUUUGCCCUACGACAAGGAGUCCAUGGCCAUCAUCCACCUGAACAACACCAGGGUCAUGUACCUCAAGGAGGUCACCAAGUUCCUGGCCAUGGUCUGCUUCGUGCGCAAGGACAGCUUUGAGAGAAAAGGGCUGAUCGACUACAACUUCCACUGCUUCAAGAAAGCCAUCCAGGAGGUGUUCGAUGUUCGGGUGAAGGUUCAACAGAACCGCAAGCUUCUCAGUCAGAGGAGGUGGAGCAAGCUCACCGUGGCCAACGGGGCGGGGGGGUGGCUCAGUAACCCCCUCUGA
Molecule: messenger RNA, 1225 nt
Organism: Cyclopterus lumpus (lumpfish)
Lineage: Eukaryota; Metazoa; Chordata; Actinopteri; Perciformes; Cyclopteridae
Gene: rragd
Product: ras-related GTP binding D
Exons: 7
Coding region: 35-1225 (396 amino acids)
Biological process (GO): positive regulation of TOR signaling; cellular response to starvation; regulation of autophagy
Cellular component (GO): Gtr1-Gtr2 GTPase complex; nucleus; lysosome
Molecular function (GO): GTPase activity; GTP binding
Source: RefSeq, a predicted model, not a curated record